Molecule: messenger RNA, 573 nt
Organism: Orbicella faveolata
Lineage: Eukaryota; Metazoa; Cnidaria; Anthozoa; Scleractinia; Merulinidae
Source: RefSeq, a predicted model, not a curated record
UUUUUGACCAAGGCUCCCCUGGCUGGAUGUCUGGAUCAGUGAAAAGCAGUGAUUUACCUUCUGCUGUGGCCAGUCAGAUUCAUGAAAGACACAAUUAUCAGAGAGAGGACACUCAGCGUUCCUUUGGUCAUAGUGGGCCACCUUCAUUCCUGAAAUACUGUCAGCCACCUUUUCCUGCAGGCCCUCAGACUCAAGCUCAAACUUAUCAGACAAGUCACCCUCAGAGCUCCUCUGGUCAUGGCAGGCCACCUUCAUUAGUGGAACACAAGCAGUUGCCUUUUCCUGCAGUCCCUCAGACUCCAGCUCAAACGUAUCAGACAAGUCACCCUCAGAGCCACCUUCAUUACUGGAACACAAGACAGGCUCUCAGACUCCAGUUAAAAAGUAUAAGACAAGUCACCCUCAGAGUUCCUCUGGCUGCUGGGCUUCAUCAAUGGAAUACAGUAGGUUUCCUUGUACCCUGGCUGGUCAGACUCAUGGAGGACCAAGUUAUCAGAUAUGGCACUAUGAAACAGAGGCUGCAGUUGGAUGCAGGAACAGAUUGAUGAAUUUAAUUAGUUCUUUUUCUCUUUU